GAGACAUGGGGCCCAGGGUCUGGAAUGGAGACCCAGCUGGUCUCAGUGUGGCCCUGAGUUCCCUACCAAGUUUUUUGUUUUUCCCUGGGUCUGGCGGCAAACCAAGCCAGUAAGGGAACAAAAAAGCCGAGGCAGUGAGAAGCUGAGCCAGGCCCUGCACAGGCGCUGGACCCCUGGGUAGCCACACGAUGUGCUGCCUGAUGGCGCCCCAUGAAGACGCAGCGUGUGCGAUAGCAUCAGCAUGCGUCAGCGCUCCACACUGAGAACCAACGGAAACACCAGCCUUUCCGGAGCACCCAGCUCAAAAGACUGGAUGUUAAUUGUAGCUAAAGCCCUGCCCAUUACUGCGGGAGGAAGUGCACAUUCAGGAUCACUUCCAAAGCAGUCGAUGGUUCCAGAACGUUCACCAGGAGCUGAGUGUCUUGUGUGCCUCACCAAGUCUCCGUAAAAUGGAACAAACAGCCCCUCUGCUGGGAGGCCUGAACAUUGGCCCACUCCUCUCCCUCCUUCUCAGGGUGCACUGCCCAGGGCCUUGCCAUUCUACUCCCACGCAAAUUUACAUCCAAAACAUGUCUGCACAGCACCUGUCCAAGAAGGACUGGAGACACCCCACUCUGUCUGCCGUUCUUUCCACUUGGUGGGGAAAUUCUGUCCCUCACCUGGGGAAAGCCCUUUGCAUCGCUGAUGUGUCCCUUCCUCGGUUUUCAGUGCAUGAGUCUGCUCCAGGCCAGGCUGCUGGGUGCAGACGAACGCUCCCAGCCUCCACAGAACACUCAGUGAGCAAGAAGGAAAGAAGUAUGGAGAGAUGGACAGCUACCACUCAGUGAGACUGGCUGGGAAGAGUGUGGAGAUGAGGCCAGGGAGGGACACAGUCAGAACGAGAGCUCCAGGCAGGAUCAGCGUGUGAGAGCCGACAGUGAGAGAGUGGCUCAUGGAGGGGCCGGCUGACAUGGGGCAGAGGGGGCUUGGCCUGAAGGCAGGCAUGCUGGGUGCCAGCUCUGAGAGGCCGGAGCACCACAGGUAGAAUCUGUUUAACAGAGGCAAGAAAACAGCAUUUUAAGGUUUAGUGAAACUAGUUCAGCUACCUUGGAAAAGGACAACUUGUUGUUUUUCAUGUUUGCUGGCGCUGCGCGUGAACACACACACACACACACACACUCACACAUACUCAAAUGCACAUGCACGCAUUCACUUACGCAUGCACUCAGACAUGCACCCACACACAGGCGCUCACACGCACUUACACAUAUGCACACUCCCAUACUUACACACAUACACACCAGUACUCAUACAUACACAGACAAGUAUGUGCACGAACUCUCUGGGAGUUCUGAGUGGCAUGCUUCUGUUCGUCAGGACAGCAGCCUUGCCCCUAUCACGUCAGUCACCUCUCUCCAAGCUGAUUCUGAGUCCCUCACGCACCCCACCCUACUGAGACUACCAAGUCCACUGGCUCGCAGGCAUCACUGUAGGAGGCCAGGAGGGCAGAUGCUGGGGUCUCCCCAGGAAAUGCUCCUGACAGACACCCUUGGUGGUCUGCGGCCCCGGGACAGACAGGUGCCCCCCUGUGGGAAGGGAUCCUGCUGCGUGUGGCUGACUCAGCUGGGGAAGACUUCUACCCUGAGAGCCCCUCUCCACAGCAGCUUUCACAAGUCAGGAGGAAACAGGAGGUGAGGCCUUGGAGAAUUCUCUCCUUCCCAGUCCACGCCCCUCUGAAAGCAGUGAACAUGCUGGAGAAGCCAAUCUCGACACCCUGGUGGAACGCUGGUGAGCACCAGGAACAGUACGUUUGUGCUGUUACCAAACCCCAUCUGAACACGACAGCCCAGACUCCUGCUGCCUUCAGAACAUGGGCUCAGCGUGUCAGCCCCCUGCCCUUCAGCUUCCUCUGCUCUGUGUCCAUCCAUCAUCAAGGACUCCACGUGGAUAUUUGUGGAGCUGCCCCUGCGUGUGAUGAGUGAGGAAGGAGGCUGAAGGCCUGGCAUGAAUCUGCUAUGCCACACACCAAUGGCCAGGCCCAGGGUUGCACACUGAGCAUGUCACAUGAGCUGACACGCUCCAUCCUCUUAACAGCCUCAGGAGAUUUCCCUCAAGCUGAGGAAACCCAGGCGUGGGGAGAGGAAGCGAAUCUCCUGACCAGUGUCAUCAGCUUGUCACAGUUCAUCUGGUACUUGAAUUCCACCUAUCUGGCUGUGGCUGGAGUUCCUGACCACUGUGGGAUGCAGAUGCCUGGAAGCUGAGGGGUGCGGGGAGUUUCCACAUGCAUUUUAUACACUCACUGUUAUGGACUUGGCUCCCUGAGAUAGCAGGCCUGGGCUUCGAUGUGAGCAGACCACUCAAAAGCAAACCAGCUCCAAAGGGCCUGUGUGUGUAGUCAUCUGCGAGUGUCUGAGUCAGUCAGGCCAGGUGUCACAGACAACAUUCCCGUCUGACACUCCUGCUGUCAUGGGAUGUGGGACAUACUCUAGCCAGCUGUGCUUAGGUGAGGAGCCCAGCGGGGAUGAGCAGUUGAGGUGCCCACCCCCGUCUCCCACCAUGUCCCUGGUCUUGGAGGCUUGAGGCUUCAAGAGGUCACAGAGGUCAGGAAAGUAGAAGGAAAAGAUGAGAACACAACUGGGCCCUGCAAGGUGAGACAGUCUGACCUGGCCGCCAAGCUCACCGACUGACUGGCUGAGGCCGGUAGGGACGCCUGGCUGCUGGAGGGAGAAUAGCAGCAGAGCAGUACGAGGCUGGAGCUGGCGAGGAGGCACUGAGGGGCUGAGCCUGGGGCCCAGGGGCGCGGUGAGGGCAGAGGUCCGAGAGCCAGUCCGAAAGCGAGGUGGAGAGCUGAGAAAUUUGGCCUGAUACAGGCGCCACCUCAGAAAUGACUGCUUUUGGUGUUUAGGCCUGGUGAGUGGGGUGCACAUGAGUGGCCACAUGAGUGCCGGCUCAGGGCUGGGUGAGUAAUGACAGGCAGGUUUUGGAGGUAGGGAGAGGCCAGGGCAGGAAUGGAGAGCAGUGGCCAGACAGGCCACUGUGGCUCUGGGGGUGGAGUGCAGGUGGCAGGCAAGGCUGUGAAUGGUGAGGGAGGGGCCAUAGCAGGGGAGAGGCCCCCUGGGAAGUGGGUCAUGAACCCUGACCUCAGGCAGAACAUGGAGGCUUCUUGAAGUAGCGCCUCAGGACAUGGUGUGAGCAUGGAGUGCUCUGUGUGUGCCGGGGUCACAGGGACCUAGAGAAGGCGGCUGGCUGGGCCUCUGGACCGUCCCCUCCUCCUCUCCCGUAUCCCCAUGGAGCCACUGUUGCCUUGGUGAGCUUGAAGCUUUGUGUUUCAGACCUGCUUCUGGCGAGAGGGUUCUGGGGAUUUCCCCUGUGUCAGGCUAGGUACCUCUGUCAUCAAGAAGGUUACAGCAAGCCAUCUCUGGGAGGGAGGCCACUGUCUCAGAACUUGGAGCACUACUUCCACUACCCUGACAACACAGGCUCCAAAGCCUCUGCCCCAGGUUCCGACGUAGGACAGAGGCAUGAGAAGAGCAGUGGGGACUGGAGCCCUCGGGCCUGGUCACAGGUUCUGGAAGGUCCUGCAGAGCAGUGCCCACCUGGGAACGGGAGACUCUUGGACACUUCGUCAGGACAAGAGGGCCCCUGCUCCACAGGAGGAAGCGCCUUCCCUAAUCGCUCAGUAGCUAGAACGGAUAGGAACACCUGACGUGCUGUCCAUGGGGUUACAUCACCAGGAGGGCUGCCACUGGCAAGCCAUGUUGAGGGCCGCCCCCAAGUGCCCAAUGGGCACACGGAGGCCAGGGACCAGAAGGGCCCUGAGGGCAGCCACUACCCAGUCCUUGGGGCACAACGUUCCAGGCCUACUGCCCCCAUGCUGCUGAUCAAUAGCCCGCAGGUGGGGGGACUCGGGGUAAAGGAAGCUGACCUUACCGCCGUGUGCUUACCUGGACCCCUGUGUACACCACCGACCCGGCUGGGGGGCAGUGUCCACUCAGACAAGCAAUUGUGGCUCCCACCACAGGGCUUCCUGGGCCACAUGUGCCCACCACCCUCCACCUUCUCCUUUCACACAUGCCCCUGAUCUCACGUGGACAACACAGCCACUCCAGCUUCAGAAACGUUCCACACUAUAGGGAAUGGAGACACCACAUUUGUGAAGUGACUAAGUCAGCGGCAUGCUGCUCUGAGGCUUCUGUGUACCCCAUACUGCCGCGGAACACGUCGGUGCCAAGACUGAAAACUGGACACAGAGCUCAGUCUGCGUCUGACGUCAAAACGGUCCUUCACUCAGCGUGUAAGGACAUGCACAGAGAGCUGACGGUGGCCAGGCAAGCGCGCAAAUGUGUGAAGAAAGCCCUGUGCAGGUGUAGUCCACGUGAGGGUUUCCAGAGAGUCAAGGUACUCCUCACUGACCUCACCUGGGUCGAGCGUUUACAGUCCAGGGCACAGGGGCCCUCCGGGCGCAGCAAAGCCCCACACACGUAGGGCCAUGGCUCUGCCUUCCUGUGUGCCUACCGUGAAGUCCUUGCUGCUCACAGAGAGCCAUGCUCAUGCUCAUGCUCACGCUCACGCGCAGUGAUGCCGGAGCCCUUCGUUAGGAGCCUGCAGAGCACAAGCAUCUCUCUGCUCACUUUAACCCCUGGCCCUGCUGGUCUAAGCGGAUAUGGCCUGACCCUCUUGAAGGCAGACACUAUUCUGUCUCUGGUCCUACAGACAGAUGUUUUCAAGGAGAAAAAAACUCUUGACUCAACUUCCCAUCUACAAGGAGGACAAGGAAGUAGCUGCAGGUUCUUGUGUGUCUCCACCAGGCUUUGCAAAGCAGCCAGGCCAUCACACGCGGGCUGUGUCCCCACAGAGCCCUCAGAGCUGUGCCAUCCCCUGGGAACCUGCGCCUGCGAUCUGGGAGGGCGAGGGUGUGCACACGUCUGCCCUCAGGCCACUCUUGUAAGUGAGGCCUCUCACUUCUUGAAACUGGCUGUAAACAGAGAGAGGGAGGGGCCGCAGCUGCCUGCCAAGCAAGGCAGAAACUCUGUGAGUAAUUUACUAGAAGAAAAACAAGCGUGGUCCCUGUAUUUGCUUGUGGCUGCUCGCACACACACGCGCACACGCACAAGCGCACUUACACAUGUACAGGAAACCCGGGCUGCAUGGUCACUGCUGAUAAGGCGCCUGUGGAGUUUCCAGAGAAACACACAACAGACCUUUCUGUGGCUGCCUUUGCUUCUCGAGUGAGUGGGAGCGCCGGCACAGAGAAUGUGGGGCACAUAGUGACGGGCACUGCACCAAGAGCUGCUCGACCCGGCACCAUGUGGGGCUGCGAUGUGUUCAAUGGGACGGUGGGCGGCACAGACCUGCCCCUGUGCCGGGACCUGCCACUGGCCCUGUGGGCACUCUCGCUGCUCUACCUGCUGGUGGGCCUCCCCCUGGGCCUAGGCUAUAAUGCAUUGCUGGUGCUCGCCAACCUGCACAGCCGGCGCAGCAUGAGCAUGCCCGACGUCUACUUCGUCAACAUGGCCGUUGCUGGGCUGGUCCUCGGUGCCCUGGCGCCUGCCUACCUGCUGGGGCCGACCCAUGCACGCUGGGCACUGUGGCGGCUGAGCAGUGAGGCCCAGGUUACGCUGCUGACCCUGUUCCAUGUGUCCGCCCUGGUGACCAUGUACUCCACUGCGCUGCUUAGCCUCGACUGCUACAUUGAGCGGGCACUACCGCGCACCUACAUGUCCAGCGUGUAUAACACGCGGCAUGUGUGUGGCUUCAUCUGGGGUGGUGCGCUGCUCACCAGCUUCUCCUCCCUGCUAUUCCACAUCUGCAGCCAUGUGUCCACACGGCUCGUCGAGUGUGCCGAGAUGCGAAGCACUGAGGCUGCCGAUGCCAUCAUGGUGCUUGUUGGCUACGUGGUGCCUGCCCUAGCUGCCCUCUAUGCGCUAGCGCUCAUUGCCCGGCUGCGUAAGGAGGACACGCCACUCAGCCAAGGCGAUGCAGGCAGGCUGGACCCCUCCACGCACUGGCUGCUGGGGGUCGCUGUGGGCACACAGCUUGGGCUCUGGACGCCAUACUACAUGACCCUCCUGGGGCAGGUGCUCGUGGCUGCGAGGGGGAAGCCCAUGGACGGGCACUACAUGGGGGUCCUGCCCCUCGCCAAGGACCUUGCCCGGCUCCUGGCCUUCUCCAGCAGCUCGGUGAUGCCCUUGCUCUUCCGACACAUGGACAAGAGCUUCCCCAGCAAGCUCCGCCGGCUGGCCAAGAGGCUACAGUGUGGACCACAGCACUGCGUCCAGGAGCAGGGUGGCGUGCAGCAGGUGGUGGCCUAGGCCCGGCACCCGAGUCCUAGCUGGUGCUGACCAAGCCGAAGCCUCACCCCUCCUGGCCUGAGGUCCUAGGACAUGGAGGUAAAUUAAGACUGUGAUUGGAACGCCACACUGGGUCACCUUGGGUGGCUCCUGCCCUCAGCCCCACAAAGACAGGCACUGAUGCCAACGGCACAGGCAGGUUUGCUUGAAGAUCUAUGUUUUCCCAAAAGGGGCCUGUCUGAGGCCAAGGCCAUGUUGCUCAGAGUGAUGGGCCUGAUAUGCAAAUAAGCUACCCUUGUGCUAGUGUCCACUCUCUAUGAGCUGUGCACACCCUCUGUACGUGACCCUGGGGCCCGCGCCUCCAGGAUGCACUUUUGUUCCAGCCUUUUCGAUGGGCGGCUUUCUAAAUGAAGUGACGACACCUAAGCCAGUAUUUAUGCCUUGCUUGUUCGUAUUGUUCAAAUACUUGACUCUUCCUCCUUUUUUUCCAUUGUUUUAUGAAAAGAUCUGCCUGCUAGGAAAAUUGUUAAGCAUUAAAAUGAAGGAGAUAAUACAGACACGCACACAUCAGGCUGGAGUGGGUGGUCUGCUAUGCUGCUUGCGCGGUGUGAUAAGCCUGGGACUAUGUAGGGGGAGCAGGGGGCCAGGCUCCUGGGAGUGUGCUUGUCACACAAGAUGGCACUGAAACAUUUCAGAACACAAGGAAAAACCAUCAGCUACAGCUGGCUUUUAGCAGUGUGACAAUUAAGCAGCAGCCAGAUCACUCCUCACACAUAAAUGGGCUAGAUGUCCCCUAACCUCUACUGCCCCCACAGGUAGUGUCAAUCCUUCUACGUUAGCCCCAACGUGUGCCUGGAACCAAAGGAUAGGAACACACUGGAGAGAAAAGGCUGCUGGUCGUGACAGCGGGUUACCUGGGCUGGCUGAAGGGGACCAGCAGCCCACGUUGUUGGGGCUUCUGUAGCAUACAUGCUGGGUAACCAAAGCCUGGCCACUUAAUAAGAGGCAGCUGCCUGGUCUAUACUGGCCUUCAGGUAAAUGCAGGUGAGGCUCACAAGAGGGAAGCCUGUCACACCCCACCACCUAGCAGAGCCUGUAUGCCCACAGCCUAAACACCACCAGACCAACAUCUACCCCCAGUCUGGGUCCUCUGACCUUACUCGACUUUAUAAACAUCUGUGUUAAACACGUGGACACAAAGGCCUCCUGUUCCCCAACCUGGUUCUUUAUGGUUAAGUUACACUUAAACCCACAACCCCUAAUCCCCAAUCCUGAAUCCCAGAAGGCUCUGAGGAUAAGGGUCACUCAUUCCUUCAGUGGCAAACCUAGCAGAGGGCACGCAGAGUCUGAGUUGGUCCUAAGCGCUUGUAGGAUCAAUACUGACGUGACUAUGGGGUACAGCUCAUACCAUGGAGGGGAGAGUCUACAACGUCCGACCUAUGCACCAUACUACUUUCUGACAAUCUGAAAAAUGUGGGCUCCUGAGGUCUAUGUCUGGCCCCAAGGACAACGGAGCAUGGCUCUUUGGUGUGACAGCCACUCCCAGUGGGAACCCAUUCCUGGGCCCUGGUCUCUGGGGAGUUUCAGCCCACGAGCCAGUGGUCAUUACUUUAUUACGUACGAAAUGCAUCCCUCCCAAUAUGACAGGCAAAGUCAGAGCCUGCCCGCUCUAUGAGAACCAUGAGGCAUGCUGGGCUGAGGGCCGAAGUCCACUCUGGCUUGACUGCUGGACGCUGUGGACAAGCUCUGUGAGAACGGUGGGUCACACUAGUCUGAGGGCCGAGGUCCACUCCGGCUCGGCUGCUGGACGCUGUGGACAAGCUCUGUGGGAACUGUGGGUCACGCUAGGCUGAGGGCCGAGGUCCACUCCGGCUCGGCUGCUGGAUGCUGUGGACAAUCUCUGUGAGAACCGUGGGUCACACUAGGCUGAGGGCCAAGAUCCGCUCUGGCCCAAUUGCUGGAAGCCGUGGUGCCUCCAGCAAGCCCUUGGUCCAGAGAGGUGAGUUUUCUGGAUGCUUUGGCUGUGGAAGGUGUGUGCACAAGGGGCAGUGUGGCCUCUCUUGCUACUCAGGAUGAGGGCUGCACCACGAUUUCCUUCCCAUCUUCCCAGCUGCAGCCUGUGUCCCUCUCCUCCUCCUCAUGCACAAGGAGCCUGACUCAGAGCAGGAGGGAAGCCGGCUCUUCAGAAAAAGAUUACGCAGCCAGAUGGCGGGGGCGUCCCAUUUUGGCAUCUCCCACUUGAGGACUCGUGUUUGCUGAGACGUGAUGGUGGUAAUCCCCCUGAUUGCAUUCCAGCCACAGUGCGCGAUAAGAGCCUCUGAGGCCCGAGCGGAUGGCCGCGUGACGGGUCUUUAAUUCUCCUCUCACAGAGAGGCCACGAGCCCAGGACGAUCUACAGAAGCGGGCUUAGUUGGGAAGCCAUCACUGCUCUUAGGGGAAAUAGGAUGGGGGAGCUGGGCUUCGUGGCUGUUCCAAAUAAAAAGGCCUUUCUCCUGCUCGCAUUUCCUGUCACUUUGUGCUCCAGAGAGACAGGGAGCUCCUGGAGGGCUGGGGUUCCUGGGAGCAGGACUAGGAGAGGCAGCAGCCCUUCCACAGCCUUGGAAUUCUUCCUACAAAACAGCUUCCCCAACAAACGAGGCUGCCUAACGUGGAAGUGAAUGGAGGGGCUGUGUGCCGGUGGCAACUGGGGCUAGGUGCUGGGCAGCAGGGCUCUCUCUGCCUUGGAUACAACGGACAGCUGCACAGUAACUUUCCUGUCUUCAUCUUCUGGUGCACCCAGAUCACCCAAGAGGGGCACAGCUGGCCACAGGCACACACACAGUUUGGGUAUGGCUCCAAACUGCUUCCCAAAGUGGCUGCACCGUGGAUGCCCCACCAGCAGGUGUCCUCACACAUCCUCCCCAGUCCUCACAAAUGGAAACAUAGUUCAAAUUUUUUGCCAAUCUAGUAGGAGGGCUGAGGUGUCCCCCAAUUAUAAUGAGGUUGGGGCUCUUUUCGCGUAUUUACUGGCCAUUUGGACUUCCUCUUAACGAAAUGCCUCUUCAGGUGUUUGUCCAUUUUUCUAAAUGAUUUGAGGUUGCUCUGGAUUUAUUCUGGAUACCAGCCCUCACUGUUGGCUCCUGACCUAACUUUACUCUCCUCGCUAUUCCCUUGGCAACUGAAGGACAAGUCCUAGCUACAUAACAGCGACAUCAGGAAGGUCUCUGGAAAGCUCCUAGAGAAGAGGCACCUCAGAAAGCAACCUACUCUUCCCGCUUUUGUCAACCACACAGCACAAACGGCAGCCUGAGGAUGGAACCAUCCCUUCAACACAGAGAAACAAGUAUUCCUAGAACUCUAUGCCUGAAGCAAAACACACGUAUGUACACACACACACACACGCAUCUACACAUGCACACACACGCACACGUGUACACACAACAGGUGUCAAUACAUGCAUACACACCUGUGCGCACAUGCAGACAGCUUUGCCCUUAUGAGGAGCAGAGUUCCUGGAAGUGCUCGCACAUGUGUCAGCCUCAGUGUAGGGACAUCUGAAGCUGCAUCCCAGAAAACGCCCAUGAGUCAUAGGGCAGGGCUCUGGACUCGGGCCAGCUGCCCCCUGCCCCUUGAAAAGGCUUUGUGUGUGCCAGGGACUCUGUGAAGGCAGCGAAGGGCAGCAGGAACCAAGACCAGAGAGAGUUUUUAGUUUCUGCUUUUCCUAACAAGAAGCAGGUGCUAACCUUCGAUGUUCUAGCUUGCUUGGUGCUGAGCGUUUAGCUGUAUCCUGCGUCUGACUUCACUUGACGUGAAGAUGCGGACUGCUGUCUCAGGUGACCAGCAUUCUUCUGCUGGUACGAGCGGCAUGGCGGUGGGGCUGUCAUGUACCAAGUGGCACCUUCUUUGCCUCUCUGUGCUUGUGUCCUUUGUAAAAUAGGGAGGAUGAUGUGGUAACUGCAGGGGCACCUGACAGGAUUAGGGGCUGCUCCGAGGGAAGCACGGAGCUCAGUAGCUGGCACCCAGAUCAUUUCACAGUGGGAAUCGCCCUCCUUGCAUUCACACUUAGGUCAUUACAAGACCCUAAUGAUGCAUGUACAGAGCCUGAGCUCCCAGUGAGGGACGCCCGGGACUAGGGUGUGUAGCAGAUGCUGGAGGUGGGGGUGCAUGCUGGGGGACUUCUGACCUUUAUGGAAUGAGUGGCUGAGGCUUGGUCUCUGUCACAGGAAGGCCCGUGGGGAGUGCUUACUUGGCAAGUCGUGUUCUCUCUCACACACACACACACGUGCUCCUGUGUCAGUGAGGAGAAAGUGCCAAGCACCAGAGGUGGCAUCUGUCGAGGCAGAGCCGCCCGCCUGGGUGAGGCCACCAACAUCCAGGCAGGUGGAAGCAUGGCACAUCAACUGGUUCAGGAUUCUGCAUGUGUGCACUCAGUGCCUAUAAUGACCCAAGAGGCAGGCGACGUCAACACUGGUCCUGCGCCAUCCCCAUGAGCAUCACUGUGCUCCACAGGGUUUUCACUGGCUGAGUUUUGGAAGUCGAUCGCUAGGCCUUUCUUCCUAGUCUGUCUUAGUCUGGAAGCUUGCUGAAACCUGUUCAGCGUCAUAGCAGCAUGCAAAUCGCCACUGACAGACGGGUGGUGGCUGCGUACAAGGUGUACCGGCUGGGAAUCGAACCCCAGUCCCCUGCAUGGAAGGCAAGAAUUCUACCACCACGCCAACCAAUGCCUGCUGAUAUGGAUUAGGCUUCUGCAAAACCUUUCAUUUCACUUAAAAAGGGGGAGUGUAAAAUGGUGCCACCAUCUGGCAGUUACUUACAACUAAACACACAAUCACUGUAUAUUCCAGCCCUUUGCUCCAAGGCAUUUGCUCAGGAAAAACUAAAAUGCGUGCUCACACACACAGACCUGGGCACAAAUCUUCAUACCAGCUUCAUUCAUAAGAACCCCAAACUGAGAACGAUCCAGCUGUUCAUCAACAGGUGACAGAUAAACCAUGUGUGGCCUGCCCAGCGGUGAACUUGGAUUUGGCAGUAAAAAGGAAGUCUGUCAUCAACAUACCAACACACGGCUGAGCUCCAGGACGUCAUGCUGGGCAGAAAGUAUCCAGACGCAAACAAGUAUGCACGGUGGGCCUCUAAGACAGACAUUCUGGGGCAAGAAGGCAAACCAGCAGGGCCAGGAGGCACAGGGAACUUUCUGGAAAGGCUUUCGUCUUGGUUGGCAGGGGUGUUUGUUACCAGGCAUGUACUCCUGUCAGGAUCACUGCCAGGACACGUGAGCCCCACGCAUCUCACACAAGUCAGUUCUGCCUGUAUGACCCUCAGCCCUGAGGCUGCCUGAGGGCACUCGCAGUGUCACUGUGGAGCCCAGGGACUAGAUGCAGGCUGGGCCACCUUCCCGGUCACACAGGCCAACCCAGCAGGCCUGCUCAGGAGCUCCACCCAGCGGCUGUCCGAGAGCCUGCAUGUCUUGGGGGGCCCAGCUUC
Messenger RNA from Loxodonta africana (African savanna elephant), 11732 nucleotides. It is a transcript of the gene GPR146, whose product is annotated as G protein-coupled receptor 146. Gene Ontology annotation, molecular function: G protein-coupled receptor activity. Gene Ontology annotation, cellular component: membrane. The coding region runs from base 5127 to 6290 and encodes 387 amino acids. The record is from RefSeq and is a predicted model, not a curated record. Gene Ontology annotation, biological process: G protein-coupled receptor signaling pathway. The transcript is spliced from 2 exons. Lineage: Eukaryota; Metazoa; Chordata; Mammalia; Proboscidea; Elephantidae.